CUCAAUCACUUCCACUCAAUUGACUGUAAAUAAUGGACCUCUUCUCCCUCAAAAACACAACCGCCCUCGUCACCGGCGGCACCCGCGGCAUCGGCCAGCAAAUGGCCAUUGCCCUGGCUGAAGCCGGCAGCGACGUGAUUCUCGUCCAGAGAGACACUUCCAACACCGAAACAAAACAACGCAUCGAAUCCCUCGGCCGCAGAGCAACCAUCUACACGGCGGACCUCUCCUCCCGCGAAUCCGUCUCACAACUCACACCUACCCUCCUCUCCGACGGCCAUGACAUCAGCAUCCUAGUCAACUGCGCAGGCAUCCAACGACGCCAUCCCAGCCAUCUAUUCCCAGACAACGACUGGGACGAAGUCCUCCAAACAAACCUAACCACCAUCUUCACUCUCUGCCGCGACAUCGGCGCCUACAUGCUCACUCGCACCCCAGACGCCACCGGCCACCGCGGCUCCAUCAUAAACGUGGCCUCGCUGGUCUCCUUCCAGGGAGGGAUUACAGUCCCUGCGUAUGCGGCUGCGAAGGGCGGCGUGGCGCAACUCACGAAAGCGUUGUCGAAUGAGUGGGCGAGCAAGGGUAUCAAUGUUAAUGCGGUGGCGCCGGGGUAUGUGGCUACUGAGAUGAAUACGGCGCUGUUGAAUGAUCAGGACCGCGCGAAGAGUAUACUUGAACGUAUCCCGGCGGGGAGAUGGGGUACCGCGGAGGAUUUCAAGGGCGUUACGGUGUUUUUAGCUGGGAAGGCGAGUCGGUAUGUCUCGGGAAGUGUGAUGUUGGUUGAUGGGGGGUGGAUGGGGAGGUAG
This is a messenger RNA of Aspergillus neoniger CBS 115656, 806 nucleotides long. Its product is annotated as 2-deoxy-D-gluconate 3-dehydrogenase. NCBI's taxonomy places the organism in Eukaryota, Fungi, Ascomycota, Eurotiomycetes, Eurotiales, Aspergillaceae. Gene Ontology annotation, molecular function: oxidoreductase activity, acting on the CH-OH group of donors, NAD or NADP as acceptor. The coding region runs from base 33 to 806 and encodes 257 amino acids. The transcript has 3 exons. The record is from RefSeq and is a predicted model, not a curated record.